Messenger RNA from Salvelinus namaycush (lake trout), 1828 nucleotides. RefSeq names its product interleukin 10 (gene il10). The record is from RefSeq and is a predicted model, not a curated record. Gene Ontology annotation, biological process: immune response. The transcript has 5 exons. Gene Ontology annotation, cellular component: extracellular region. Lineage: Eukaryota; Metazoa; Chordata; Actinopteri; Salmoniformes; Salmonidae. Gene Ontology annotation, molecular function: cytokine activity. The coding region runs from base 112 to 666 and encodes 184 amino acids.
CACACUCCAGUACCAGAGGACAACCAGAACCAGAAGUUGAGUGUGGAACCAAUAGACUGCAGGACCAGUUGAGUGUGGAACCAAUAGACUGCAGCACCAGUAGACUCCAGGAUGUCUCCCUACUGUCUCCUCCUAUCCGUGCUGCUGGCUGCAGCGCUGCAGUGUGAGCAUGCCCAGAGCAGACGUGUGCCGUGCUUCGACCGCUGCUGCUCCUUCAUAGAGGGCUUCCCCGUCAGACUGAAGGAACUCCGCAUCGCCUUCUCCACCAUCAGAGACUACUACGAGGCUAAUGACGAGCUGGAGACAUCCCUGCUGGACGAAGGGAUUCUACACCACUUGAAGAGCCCGGUGGGAUGUCACGCUAUGGACAGCAUCCUGAAGUUCUAUCUCGACACGGUGUUGCCCACCGCCAUGAACAACAGGACACAGAACAACAACGACUUUAAAUCUCCCAUCGACUCCAUCGGAAACAUCUUCCACGAGCUGAAGAAAGAUAUCGUCCAAUGCAGGAACUACUUCUCCUGUAAGAAACCGUUUGACAUCAACGAGUUCAUCUCCUCGUAUAAGAAGAUGCAGGAUAAGGGCCUGUAUAAGGCAAUGGGAGAGCUGGACCUACUCUUCAACUACAUCGAGGAGUACCUGGUCUCUAAGAGACGCAAACACUGACCCCUGACCCUGAGCCUGGACCAAUCAGAAUUUGCCAGUAGCUAACCCUAACCUCUAAUAACCUCCGAAGCCCAAACAUCUGGGAUUGUGUCUUUGUGGAAGACCAUGAGACUAAAGUGUAUGGGUCCUGAGGACCUUCUCUCUACGUUAGUCUUUUAGUCCUACUUUUUAGUUCUGAAAGAACACCCUCAAGAAUAACUUCUGAGGACUUCAUCAUUAUAAUAUAUGGCAUUUACCUUUUAUCCAAAGUGACUGAGAGUACUGCUUUCAUACAUUUUUGUAUGGGUGGUGGCGCCAGUGGGGAGCGAACCCAUGUUCCUGACCUUGGCUGAGCUUGCAAGCGCCACGCUCUACCAACUAAGCCACAAAGGACUUUUUCUUUAAAGUCCCUGAACCACAUUUAGUCUCAGGUUAAUCAAACGUUUAUUACCGAGUCAUAUUGACUGAAACGUUCUGCUGUAAAGUUUUGCAUCAAAUUUGUAGCAUUUUUUAUUUUUAUUUUUUAGGAUUGACUUUCUGCACCUCCUUCCUUCCCCUAUAGUCAUGACGUUAAACUAGCCACCAUGUGGAGUAAGGAUUAUGUGUUACUGUAAAUGUGUAAAAACCAGUGAGAAGGGAAAUCUAGGCUUCACAUUUACCUGUGUGACAGAGAAUGUACAUUCACCUUUAACAUGUUUUAAUAUGUGAUCAUUGACUGAUCUGUAAUAAUGACUGUACUACACAUGACCAUGUUUACAACGUAUUGCAACAUUUAGCUAUAGCUCACAGUAUAUUUACUACCAAUAUCAGUAUUGAUUUCAAUUAAAACCUUCAGUGAAUCUAAGUGGAAUACUGCACCACAAUGUUUAUUAGUGUGGCUUGUGAAAAAAGUGUGGCUAUACGAAUUAAUUCUGACAUUAUUUCGGACAACUUUUUAAAACUAUUUACACUUUUUAAACUAUUAAACUUGUAUUGAACUUAUUAAACUUCAUCCACUUUCAUGGGAUUUCCUCGAAAUUCUAAAGCUUCCAUUGUUGAAAACUCCCAACAUUCUAUUCACAAUAAACAAUGUAACUUUGAACAUAAAUCAGCUACUUUGACCACUUUCCUACAACGUUGACAAUAACUUAGAGGGUUUCCAAGAGAAAAAGCCCAGAAUGUGCAAAGCUGUCAUCGAGGCAAA